CUCUGCAACCCUUUCCCACACGGACCUCUCCCGCAUUUCAAAUUCAAACCCCGUCGCCUCGGCUGCCACCGUGGCUCCCCUACCCAUGGCGAUGUCUCCGGCGGCGGGCAGGACGCCCAACCCCAAGGCGGCGCCGUCCCCGUCCCCGUCCGCCCGCCGAGCCGGGGCGGAUUCGGCCUCGGCCGCCGCCGCCGCCGCCGCGUCGGACACCAAGGCCCGGUUCGAGGCGUACAACCGGCUGCAGGCGGCGGCGGUCGCGUUCGGGGAGAAGCUCCCGAUUCCGGAGAUAGUGGCCAUAGGGGGCCAGUCGGACGGCAAGAGCUCGCUUCUGGAGGCGCUCCUCGGCUUCCGCUUCAACGUCCGGGAGGUCGAGAUGGGCACCCGCCGCCCCCUCGUCCUCCAGAUGGUCCACGACCCCACCGCCCUCGAUCCCCGGUGCCGCUUCCAGGAGGAGGACUCGGAGGAGUACGGGCACCCCAUGGUGCAGGCCGCGGCGAUAGCCGACCUCAUCAAGCAGCGCACCGAGUCGCACCUCCGGACGAUCCAGGCCGCCGUGUCGUCCAAGCCCAUCGUCAUGAGGGCCGAGUACGCCCACUGCCCCAACCUCACCAUCAUCGACACCCCAGGUUUCGUGCUUAAGGCUAAGAAAGGUGAGCCUGAGAGGACGCCGGAGGAGAUCCUGUCGAUGGUGAAGACACUAGCGAGCCCGCCCCACCGCCUCAUUCUGUUCCUCCAGCAGAGCAGCGUCGAGUGGUGCUCUUCACUCUGGCUCGAUGCAAUUAGAGAGAUCGAUCCCACUUUCAGGCGCACCAUGAUAGUCAUCUCCAAGUUUGACAACCGACUCAAGGAAUUUACCGAACGGUGGGAGGUCGAUAGCUACCUGAGCGCAAGCGGUUACCUUGGGGACAAUAUCCACCCAUUCUUUGUGGCUCUUCCAAAGGACAGAGGAACAAUCUCCAAUGACGAGUUCCGGCGGCAAAUAUGUCAGGUAGAUAUUGAUGUGCUGCGACACUUGCGUGAUGGUGUGAAAGGGGGUUUCAAUGAAGAGAAGUUUGGUCCGUACAUUGGGUUUAGCUGCCUCAGGAAGUACCUGGAGUCUGAACUUCAGAAGAGGUACAAAGAAGCAGCUCCAGCCACCCUAGCAUUGUUGGAGCAGAGAUGCAGUGAUGUCUCGAUGGACCUAUCCAGACUGGACUCCAAACUGCAAGCAACCUCUGAUGUCUCUCAGCUGAGGAGAUCGGCAAUGCUUCAUGCUGCUUCUAUCUGCACCCAUUUGCGUGCAUUACUUGAUGGAGCAGCUGAUCCAGCCCCAGAGGUAUGGGGAAAAACUACUGAAGAGGAGCAAAUGCACAGUGGUAUUAACAGCUGGCCUGGCAUCAGUGUUCCUGUAAAACCUCCCAAUUCUAGCCUUAAGCUGUAUGGCGGUGCGGCUUUUGAGAGAGUAAUGCACGAAUUCCGCUGUGCGACAUAUUCCAUGGAGUGCCCACAGGUGUCAAGAGAGAAGGUUGCGAACAUAUUACUUGCCCAUGCUGGAAGAGGUGGGAGCAGUGGGAUGACUGAGGCAGCUGCUGAGAUAGCACGCACAGCUGCACGAUCAUGGCUUGCUCCUCUUACUGAAACUGCUUGUGAUCGGCUUGCAUUUGUCCUGCAAAGCCUAUUUGACCUUGCAAUGGAGCGCAGCCGCACUGAUGAUUCAAGAUAUCAAAAUGUUGAAAAUAUGGAUGGAUAUGUUGGCUUCCUUGCUGCUCUCCGGUGCUCCUAUUAUAAGUUUGUCAAGGAUUUGUCCAAGCAAUGCAAGCAGAUAGUACGACAUCACCUUGAUUCAGUCACGAGCCCCUACUCCCAUAUUUGUUAUGAGAGCGACUUUCUUGGUGGCGUUGGAACUGUAGCAAACACCCUUCACAGGUUUAAUCAGUUCAGUGGAGUUGCAUCUUUUGACCUAUCAGACAGUGGAUCACUGGAGGAAGGCCAGGAGAAUCUACCACCAAGAGAUCAGCAACAGAUGACUCCACCUGCUAAAGCAAAUGAGAGGGAAAUUCUGAAAGAAAGCCAGCUGACGGUUCCUGAGACGCCUUCUCCUGAUCUGCCAGCUGAUAUACAUGGUGGUAAGAAGAAAGACAAUGGAAAUAUGAAUGACGGUGGGGCAAGGAAAAGACAUGCAAGGAUGGCAGCAUAUGCAAACAGGGGUCACCAUAACAAUGUGACUGUUGGUGGUGAUGAUCUGGUCUCAAGGUCAGGGUCAUCGUACUCCAGCAUAUGUUCCAUAUCUGCUCAGUACUUUGCCAAAAUGCGAGAAGUCCUGAUUGAAAGGAAUGUUCCCUCUGCAUUGAAUUCUGGAUUCUUAACACCAUGCCGUGAAAGGUUGUUUUUAGCACUUGGAUUCGAGCUGUUUGCUGUAAAUGAUGAGAAGUUCAUGGACAUGUUUGUGUCUCCCGGCGCGAUUGAUUGUAUCCAGAAUGAGCGCCAGUCUCUGCUGAAGCGUCAAAAGAUUCUGCUGUCCUGUUUAAGCGAGUUCAAGAACAUCUCACGGACUCUGUAAGGAAGAUGUUUCUGGCGCUUCUUCCACUGGCAUGUAUUUCAUGAGCUUCAGGGUAUUCCCCUACAAUACAACAUAGUUAUUGAAGGUUGUUUUAUUGUUGUUGCACAUCCUCCUGAGCUUCCAUGCUUCUGUACCUUAAUGCAGGCUGUUCGUUGUAUUCUCUGUGUCAAAUUCCUUAUUGACAAUUUGUGUGCUACUACUUGGCAUUUGUUGAAGAUGUAUGUUUUAUCCCUAUCAGAUAUUGGGGCUAUAUACAACUUGAUUAUAAAGUUGCAACUAACUAGAUUUUGUGA
This is a messenger RNA of Triticum dicoccoides, 2832 nucleotides long. RefSeq names its product dynamin-related protein 5A-like. Gene Ontology annotation, molecular function: microtubule binding; GTPase activity; GTP binding. The transcript is spliced from 8 exons. Bases 86 to 2539 code for a protein of 817 amino acids. Gene Ontology annotation, cellular component: membrane; cytoplasm; microtubule. The record is from RefSeq and is a predicted model, not a curated record. Lineage: Eukaryota; Viridiplantae; Streptophyta; Magnoliopsida; Poales; Poaceae.